CUCUGCUCCUGCGCAGGAUGCGGCUGCUGCUGGCGCUCCUGGCCCUCGCCGCCUCCCGGCCCUCGGUCCGCGCAGAGUCCCACUGGUGCUACGAGACUCAAGCCAAAGCCUCCAACAACUGCUUGGGGCCGGACCAGUGGGGUGGAAACUGCGAGAAGGACCGCCAGUCCCCCAUCAACAUCGUCACCAGCAAGGCACAGGUGAACACAAACCUGGGACCCUUCUCCUUCUCUGGCUAUGACAAGAAGCAAAAGUGGACUGUCCAAAACAAUGGGCACUCAGUGAUGGUGUUGCUGGGUAAUGAGUCCGCAAUCGCUGGAGGGGGACUGUCCUCCCGAUACCGGGCCAAGCAGCUGCACCUGCACUGGUCCAAGGUGCUGGACGCGGGCUCGGAGCACAGCCUCGACGGGGAUCGCUUUGCCAUGGAGAUGCACAUCGUACACGAGAGAGAGAACAAGAAAGAGGCCCAGAACUCUGAAGACGAGAUUGCAGUGCUGGCCUUCCUGGUGGAGGCCGGAUCCAAGAACGAUGGCUUCCAGCCCCUGGUGGAGGUGCUGUCUUCUAUUUCCAGACCCAUGAUGAGCACCACAAUGAAGGACAGCAUCAGCCUGUUAGACCUGCUCCCCGAGGAGGAGAAACUGAGGCACUACUUCCGCUACCUGGGCUCGCUCACCACGCCGGGCUGUGAGGAGAAGGUUGUCUGGACUGUGUUUGUGGAGCCCAUUCACCUCCACAAGGACCAGAUCCUCGAAUUCUCUGAGAAGCUGUACUACGACAAUGAGCAGAAACAGAAGAUGACAGACAACGUCAGGCCCCUGCAACGCCGGGGUCAGCGCCGGGUGUUCAGGUCCCAGGCCCCGGGACGACUGCUGCCCUUGCCGCUGCCCACCCUGCUGGCCCCGACUCUUCCCUACCUGCUGGCCGGCUUCCUCCGGUGAUGGCUCACUCCGGAC
Messenger RNA from Molossus molossus (Pallas's mastiff bat), 953 nucleotides. It is a transcript of the gene CA4, whose product is annotated as carbonic anhydrase 4. Gene Ontology annotation, molecular function: zinc ion binding; carbonate dehydratase activity. The transcript has 8 exons. The record is from RefSeq and is a predicted model, not a curated record. Lineage: Eukaryota; Metazoa; Chordata; Mammalia; Chiroptera; Molossidae. Gene Ontology annotation, cellular component: plasma membrane. Bases 18 to 938 code for a protein of 306 amino acids.